CUUCCCUGGGAUCCACCCCUUGUCCUGAGGCAGGACCUGUGCAGUGCUGGAUCACUGAUACAUUGUAUCUCCCCUGAAUGGGCUCCUGUCAGGGAAGCUCUGGCUCUGCAGCAUGCCGGUUAAAAGCAGGUACAACCUGGUGGACGAUGGGCACGACCUGCGGAUCCCCCUGCACAAUGAGGAGGCUUUCCAGCAUGGCAUCUGCUUUGAGGCCAAGUAUAUUGGCAGCUUGGAUGUCCCACGACCCAACAGCCGAGUGGAAAUUGUUGCAGCCAUGCGACGGAUACGACUCUCGUGGAACAUUAACCCUUUGGAUAAUUACCAGUAUGAAUUCAAAGCCAAGAACAUAAAGAAGAAAAAGGUGAAUAUCAUGGUAUCUGUGGAUGGAGUAAAAGUCAUCCUGAAGAAGAAGAAAAAGAAAAAGGAGUGGGCCUGGGAUCAGAACAAGAUGCUAGUUAUGCAGGAUCCUAUUUACAGGAUAUUCUACGUUUCUCAUGACUCUCAAGAUCUCAAAAUCUUCAGCUACAUUGCCAGAGAUGGAACCAGUAAUGUAUUCCGCUGCAAUGUCUUCAAAUCGAAGAAGAAGAGUCAAGCAAUGCGAGUCGUCCGAACAGUAGGACAGGCCUUUGAGGUUUGUCACAAGCUGAGUCUGCAGCAUACGGAGGACAGCAGGGAUGGGCAAGAAGAUGUGGAAAGUGAAGAGAGCACAGAUGAUUCAGGUGUGCCAGUGACACAAACCGUUGCCAGUGUAGAUCAUGCUGCUGAUGAGACUGAUAUAGAUGCUAUUGACAGUCCUCUCCCCAGUGGAGAAGGCCCAGCAUUCAGCCGAGGAGUGACUGACCUGGAUGCUGUACAUCUGGAAAGUGACCAUAUAAAGGACAGCAAGACCUCAACCAAGGACCAGGUAAUAUCUGCCUCACCAAAAAUGCUGCUUCCAGCCGGCAGUCAACUCCCCCCUGGGACCCCACUCUCUCUGCACCACCAAAUUCAGCUUCUCCAACAACAACUUCAACAGCAACAGCAGCAAACCCAAGUAGCAGUAGCUCAGGUUCAUUUACUCAAAGACCAGCUGUCUGCUGAAGCUGCGGCCCGGCUAGAGUCCCAGGCCAGGGUUCAUCAGCUCCUUUUGCAGAACAAAGAUUUACUACAGCAUAUAUCCUUGCUGGUUAGGCAAGUCCAAGAACUGGAGGUCAGAUUGUCUGGACACAAUACAAUGGGAUCUCAAGACAGUCUUUUGGAGAUUACAUUCCGUUCCAGUGUCCCCCCAGUCCUGUGCGAUCCUACAACUCCACAACCAGAAGAUCUACCACCGUUGACGGAGUCUGAUUCAUCUUACCAACUGGGAAGCCCCUUAGUUGACCAAAGCAUGUUCCAGAACACAAGUGCAGCAAUCCAACCAAAGUUACAGCCUAGCCGCUCUCUCAGCCAGUUAACAAAGUCCACCCAAAGCAGCUCAGAUCCUGCUGGAGUCAGCAUAUUGGUAGGCAGCACCCAGCACCUGAAGAAUCUGGGCAAAGCAGUUGGUGCCAAAGUGAAUGAUUUCUUGCGUAGAAGAGACACUGAUCGGGGAGACAUAGGCGUUACUGAAGUCAACAAGACAGUAGCUGCAGUGCUGUCCAGCAGCGAGAGAUCACUACAUAAAAAUGUCCCAGAAGGAGAAAUGUCAAAGUUGGAUGGGUUCCCUCGCCUUGAACCACCACCACCAGUUGUGAAAAAACGCACCCCACGCGCUCUAAAAACAACACAAGACAUGAUGAUUUCAGCAAACCCUGUGAUAAAUAAUGCAGAGAAUCAUCUUAGCUUCCCUUCUGCUAUGUUGGAUAUAAGUGAAACCCCAAAUAAAUCUUCCAUUGAAGUGAAUCGUUCACAAGACUCACAACACCAGACAGAUCCUUUGCCAAAUGUAAAACCCGAACCUGAGGAGCAAAUAGGAGUGCUUUCUGAAGUUGCCUUUUCUGUACCUGACCUAAUUCACAAAGAAAACCUGGAGGCAAGCCUCACUGCUGAAUUCCCAUUUAAGAUUGAUGUAAAUAUCUGCAGUAGUCAGGAUGAGUUACGGGAAGAGGAAGUCAAUUCAGAUUAUACUUCAUGGCCAAGAACCUCAAGCAUGGACAAUGAAAGUAAACAUCCAGACCUGUUGUCCUUUGAGUAGAUUCAUAGUUUUGAAAUGGCCUUUGACUUUUAACUGGAAACAGAGAUCUACACUUUGUCAAUGCUGUUUAAACAUUCUCACAAUUUACUGUGGGGUACUUCAGUAAUUGCUGUUUUGCUGGCCUUGUCAUCCUUGAAACUUUUUUUUCACCAGCCCAAUACAGCUAGUGUAUAAACAAUGGCAAUUUUUUAAAAUAGAAUUCACCCAUGAAGUGCCUUCACAAAUCGUAUCCAUAACUUAUAUGCAACUAUUGUAUCGCUUGUGUAAUAUAAACAAAGCAUCGACUUACCUGUCGUAUUCCCGUAGGUUCUGCUAAACAUUUCAAGGUCAAGUACUAAACAGAUUUUUUUUAUUAUUUUUUAUUAUUUUUUUUAAAGCAUUUUGACUACUUAUUUUAGCUGCUUUUGUAAUUUGAAUUUCAGAACUAUAAUAAGUAAAUUCACAAUUUUAGAACUUUAAAAUAUUUUUGUAGAAGAUAGAGCUAAGUUUUGUAUAGCAAGAUGAAAAUCAUAAUGGGAUAAAGAGUGUUAAAGGGUUCCAUUGGAUGAAAGUCAGAAACAGUUUGUCUGUGCAGAAAAAUGAGCAGCUGGCCAAAA
This is a messenger RNA of Pelobates fuscus (common spadefoot toad), 2748 nucleotides long. RefSeq names its product carboxyl-terminal PDZ ligand of neuronal nitric oxide synthase protein-like. Bases 113 to 2152 code for a protein of 679 amino acids. The record is from RefSeq and is a predicted model, not a curated record. Gene Ontology annotation, molecular function: nitric-oxide synthase binding. NCBI's taxonomy places the organism in Eukaryota, Metazoa, Chordata, Amphibia, Anura, Pelobatidae. The transcript is spliced from 13 exons.